Epithele typhae is the source of this 2151-nucleotide messenger RNA. RefSeq lists its product as uncharacterized. The transcript is spliced from 2 exons. NCBI's taxonomy places the organism in Eukaryota, Fungi, Basidiomycota, Agaricomycetes, Polyporales, Epitheliaceae. The coding region runs from base 1 to 2151 and encodes 716 amino acids. The record is from RefSeq and is a predicted model, not a curated record.
AUGGCCCUCUACUCCCGCCGCGCUUCGGCGCUCUUGACCACCGCCAACGCGGAGCUGCGCUUUGCUCGGUGGGUCUACCAAGCCCGGUGCGAGUACGACAUCACCACGAUCAUGAAGCUCGAUGACGAAGACUGGGACGAAGACUGGGACUCGCUCUCUGCAGAUCCCGUCCUGGACGGCCCGCGGGCCGUCCAGCGCUGGAUCGACGCGAUCGGGGACGACGCGUCGAUCGUACGCGCGCUGGUCGCGCAUGGCUACCUCGCCCGCCCCUCCAACCCCGCCCCCGCCGCGCGAGAUCCCUCCCUCCCCAUCCGCGGGCCCUCCCCGCUCACCGCGUUCCGCGUCGCGCUCGUCAUCGGCCUCCGCGCCGCCUCCCUCUUCGGCCGCGCGACCAUCCACCGGCCCGCGACGCACACCCGCCCGUGGGAGUUCGCCCUCCCCCCGCUCUUCUUCAACGCGCCCCUCCGCGGCUGGGCGCCUUCCACCCCAUACCACCUCCCCGCGCCCGCCUCCGCGCCGCAAGCCUACGAGCUCCUCCCCGCCGCGGGCCACGCCGCGCGGUCGCGCACCUUCGCGCCGCCACCGGGCCUCGGCCGCCCCGACGGCGCGCUCGACCGCCACGCGCCGGACGCGUGGACGUGCGCGCACGGCGCGGUCCGCUUCACCAACGACCACUGGGUCGCCGUCCGCGAGCGCGCCGGGGGCAUGUACGCCUUCGGGCCGAUGCAGCACACGGCGCCGUUGGCGCGGUUCGCCGGAGACGGCGGGGGCGUCCGCGUCGGCGCCGACGUGCUCCUCGGGCGGCCGGACGCGGGCGAGGACGCGCCGCUCGCCGUCGUGUGGGCGUGCUCGCACGGGGAGCUGUACGUGUGCGGGCCGCCGCGCGGCGACGCGCUCUGUGCGCGCUCUGCGUCGCGGGCGAGGCUCGCGCAGCCGCCGGCGACGGUCCCCUCGCACGCGACUGUCGACAUCCAGAGCCAGAGCCAGAGCCAGAGCCAGAGCCAGGGCCAGAAGCGGUCUGCGUCUCGCCGCACACAUCCAUCCCUGCGCGAAGAGGUCAAGGAGUCAUUGACGACCCGCCUCCACGGCCGCGGGGGCAAGCGCCGCCCUGGGUUCACCGCGAGGCACGACGACCCGGAGCCCCCGACGCCGGUCUCGUCCCGCGCAUCCUCGACGUUCUCCGACGCCCCGUUGCCGGCGUCGUCGGCGAGGACGUCUCCCACGGGGUCGCUCCGUUGCUUCGGGGGGCACUCGUCCGCCCGGUCGACGCCUCUGGACGCUGCGGAAGAGUGCGAAGACUACGACGAGGAAGAAGAGGAGUGUGCCCACGAGGACUCGGGUGAGGACGAGAUCGAAGACGACGACGAGAUGGACGAGCUCGACUCCGACUCCGACGCGGACGAGUACGUCCCCGCACCCACCCCGUCCUCGGGCGGGACGAAGCGCAAGCGCUCCCCGCGCGCCGAGCCCCCGCGCGUCCUGCACCCCUCCGCCCGCCUCGCUUCCUCCUCCCCCUCGCCCGACCUCACGCCCUCACACUCCUCCUCCCACCAAUGCGGGAUCGCCGGCUGCACCACGACCUUCCCCGCCCCCUCCUCCCCAACCGCAACCGCAACCUCAACUCCCGCCUCCCCUCCCUGGCUCGCCCACCUCGCCGCCGCGCACGCCCUCACCCAAUCCACCUGGGAAUCCCGCCCCGGCGCGCCGCCCCACGACCCCGCCCCCAACCCGCAGCACGACCGCCGCUGCCCGCUCGCGCGCUGCGCCCUCGCCGCCGCCGCGCGCCGCGCCGGCAAGCCCCCGCCGACGUACGCCGCCUGGAACUCGAUCGUGCGCCACCUGGGCACGAAGCACUUCCCCGCGCGCGACUGGCGCUGCCCGCGCCCCGAGUGCGCCGCCGCGCGCCCGUUCUCCCGCCGCGACGCGCUCGUCCGCCACUACGAGACCAAGCACGCGCAGCGGUGCCCCGGGCGCACGCGCGCGUCCGCCAAGGACUGGGUCGGCGGCCGGCGGGACAAGGGCAAGGGCGUUCUUUCUGCUGGUGCUAAGGGCCGUCGCGGGCGUGGGAGGCGGCAGGUCGAGAUCGAGAGCGAGGAUGAGGACGAGAUGGAGGUCGACGGGGCCGAGGAGACGAGGGCGUUGGCCGUGUGA